AGUUCGCGGUUGACAAGUUUUUUAGUCUGCAAAACUCCAAACUCAUCGUUUGCAAAAGGUGUUUCAACAGCAAACAAAAAGAAAUGGCUGCAGAUGACUGGAAAAGCCCUGGCUUUCGUCAAAAUGUGGCAGCUAGAAUCGAGGAAGCCAUUAGGCAGUCGGGGAACCCCACAACCAAAACGGCCAGCGAAAUGGAAACUCACUUCUUCCAGAGAGCCAAUAACAAAGAAGAUUAUUUAAAUUACCUUGCCCGUUUACUGAUCCACAUAAAGGAGCUCAGUGCUAAAGCAAGAGCCCAAGGUGGUACAGGAAUAGGAGUUGCUGGCCCACAAGGCAACAUUCAAUCAAACAACCAACAGCAACAAGUGGGUAACAUUUCUCAACCUCAGAUGAUGAACCACAUGAACGUGAGGCCACAAAUGAUGCAAAACAUGGGGAUGGAUCAGCAGCAAAUGAAUCAAAUGGCCCCCAAUCAACAACAAAUGAAUCAGAUGGCUCCAAAUCAACAACAGCAAAUGAAUCAGAUGGCGCCCAAUCAACAACAGCAAAUAAAUCAGCAGCAGCACCAACAGAUGAAUCAGCAGUUAGCUGCCAAUCAGCAACAAAUGAAUCAGAUGGUGAUGAAUCAGCAACAGCAGAAUCCACAGCAACAGAUGAACCAACAACAAAUGAAUCAAAUGGGUGUUAAUCAGCAACAACAGAAUCAACAGCAGCAACAGCAAAUGAACCAGUUUAAUCCCAACAACCCCAAUAUGAACAUUAGUAAUCCAUUGAUGCAACAACUUGGUGCUCCAAACCAACAGCAGCAACAACAACAACCGCAGGGAACUGCAGUAAAUAACCCGAGUUCGGCACUCAUCAGCCAACUCAAUCAAAAUCAGCAACAACAAAACAUGGGGCCAAUGAGUGGCGGCAUGCCUCGACCAAGAUUCGCUGGUCCUCCCGGUGUUACGGCCACUGCCAAGAUGACCCCUCAGCAACAACAGCAACAACAAGCUCAGCAACAGCAACAAAUGCUCAAUCAGCAGAUGAUGAUGCAACAACGCAAGCAACAAGCUGAAAUGAUUCAGAACCCAUCGACUCCACAACAAUUUGCCGGCCCUGGCGUGCCUUCCCCUGCUCAACAACAGCAACAACCUAUGCAAUCAAUGCAGCAACAGCAGCCCAUGUCUUCGGGGAUGACGAGCCAUAUGAGCGCUCCUUCCCCAGCCUAUGUCCAUUCACCUGGCAACGUUCAAUUAGUUUCUUCACCAGCUGCUGCAGGACGAAUGGGAGGCCCGCAACAACAACAACAACAACAACAGCAAAGAAGUUUGGGCAGUCUGCUACCUCCACCGUCGCCAUCGAUGAUGAACGUCCCCACUCCGGGUGGGGGAGGGAUGUUGCACACUCCACAGGGCGCUGGAAUGGGGGGAAUGGCAAUGGCUGGACAGGGAGGCGGAAUGGGCGCAUCCGGUGCUGGAACCGAAGAACAAAUGUACUUGGAGAAAGUAAGGCAGUUGAGCCGAUUCAUCGAGCCAUUGACACGUCUUAUCGGUCGAUUCGGCGACGACGAUUCCGAGAAAUUGAGCAAAAUGAAGAUCAUGCUGGACAUUCUUUCUAACCCGUCGAAAAGGAUGCCGAUGGAUACUCUACUGAAAUGCGAGGCCGUCCUCGAAAAAAUGGAUUUCAAAAGGAGUGAAUCGGGCAGUGUGGCACCUCCCUCAGUAGCUUCCGUGCCAAGUUUGGGUGUGGCUGUUCCUACCGCCAAAGACAAUCCACCAGCUGCCACUCCACUGCUCUCCCUAUUGGAAACGAUAGCUAACCAGGCGCGAUCUCCUUACAUCAAUCACACUCUGCAGCGAACUUUCGCGCCCGCUGUCAAUUCCUUAAUUGGUUGCGACAUUGCAGCUCCACCAGCGUCCAAACGACGGCACUUUGACUCUGCCGACGAUGACAGGGCUGAUGAAUUGAUGGAUACCAUCGAGAGAGAAGUCGCCAACUUGUAUCCCCGUUUCAAGGUGGAUAUGGACCAAAUGCAUCUGAUGGGAUCGCAGGAAUUACACCUGAUCUGUCGUCUCGAAGACAAAUAUUUGCCUUCAGUUCCGGCUUUACGUAUCGUAGUGCCACGUGACUACCCACGAAUGGCACCAUUUUGUGACAGCCAGCAGCCUGACUAUGACGUCAGUGCGUUCACUCGGGCCGUCUUGCAGGGUUUGAGCGAUCGGUUGCGCCACAUGCCGCAUCGCUACACCGUCAGCCAAAUUUUGAAUUGCUGGGAAAUGGCUCUCCGCCACGCUUGCAAGCCCACCAGCAACAAUGCAAAUAACAGGGACGUUAACUCCCUAACUGUCGCUUUGGGAGUUUGAACAAAAGCACAAUACUUUCGCUGUGUUUUAUUCCUCGACGCGAAGAGGUAUAUAUCUAAAAAACUACAAUUUCAGCUUUUGCGAAUCGUGGGACACAAUAAAUCUUUUCUUGGCUCGUG
Messenger RNA from Daphnia carinata, 2467 nucleotides. Its product is annotated as mediator of RNA polymerase II transcription subunit 15-like. NCBI's taxonomy places the organism in Eukaryota, Metazoa, Arthropoda, Branchiopoda, Diplostraca, Daphniidae. Gene Ontology annotation, cellular component: mediator complex. The transcript is spliced from 9 exons. Gene Ontology annotation, biological process: regulation of transcription by RNA polymerase II. Bases 84 to 2348 code for a protein of 754 amino acids. Gene Ontology annotation, molecular function: transcription coregulator activity. The record is from RefSeq and is a predicted model, not a curated record.